This is a messenger RNA of Zerene cesonia (dogface butterfly), 1841 nucleotides long. Its product is annotated as serine protease inhibitor 28Dc-like. Gene Ontology annotation, molecular function: serine-type endopeptidase inhibitor activity. The record is from RefSeq and is a predicted model, not a curated record. The coding region runs from base 37 to 1185 and encodes 382 amino acids. Lineage: Eukaryota; Metazoa; Arthropoda; Insecta; Lepidoptera; Pieridae. The transcript is spliced from 6 exons.
UGAGAUUUAAAAAGUAAUAAGUAAAAUUUUAAUUUUAUGCAUUUUUUUGUUUUUUUUCUAGGUUUGCUGGCUAUGACAUUAUUGGGUAGUGUUGGAGAAUCAUACGAAGAACUUGCUCAAGCACUUCAAUUUUCUAAAGACAUAAAACUGAACCGCAAUACUCACGAGCAAUUCGGUGAAUUAUUACGAGCGUUAAACUCAGACAAUGUCUCUAGUAAAACUUUAUACGCAGAUGUUAUUUUUGCUGACAAGAGUUCUAAAUUGCGGCUCGAGUACAGAGAUUACUUAAAGAGGGUGUACGACGGUGACGCAUUGGGACUCGAUUUUAAGGAUCAACUAACAGCAAAAGAUGCCAUUAAUGAGUGGGUGAAAGACAACACACAGGGGAAAAUAUCGGAUUUUCUAAAAGAUAGCCUACCGGCUGCUACCAAAGUAGUCUUAUUAAGUGCAUUAUACUUCAGCGGCCAAUGGAAACAUCCAUUUUUAGUAGAAUAUACGCAGAAGUUACCAUUUAAUGCUCCAGUAGAAAAUACUGUCAUGGUAGAUCAAAUGCUGAAUAUAGGCAGUUUUCCAUACUUGUCUUCUUACUCUGAUGAUCUUCAUAUGAUUGCUCUACCAUAUAAUGAUAGUAUGACUACCAUGUAUGCGAUAAAACCUCGCCGUCCACGAAAACUGACUUUACCAGAUCUUUUGGAUAAAUUAGAUUAUUAUAAAAUCGAUGACUUAAUUAACAGAUUAUCAGAAAGAAAAUGUGUGAUUAGGUUUCCUAAAAUGGACCUUCAAAAGACUGAAAAAUUGGAAAGCUCUCUAAAAGCUCUUGGGAUUAAAUCUAUAUUCACACCAGGGCUUGCGAAUUUUGCCUUGAUGAUAGAUACGAAUAAAGUUGAAAAUAAAACCGAAGCAGAAUUAUUGAGCAGAAUAAAUACUGAUGAUGAAGAAACAUCCAGGUCUUUUAAAGAGAUAGUGAAUAGUCUUCCUAAUCCAGGAGUAUAUAUUAAUACAAUACUACAUGAUGUAAAAAUAAAAAUUGAUGAAUAUGGCACUGAAGCAGUCGCCGCGUCAGGUGGUAUUUUAGCCCGCACUGCCGAACAAUUUUAUGCAGAUUCACCAUUUUUCAUAUUUAUACGAAAUGAAAGAACAAAAUUAGUGACUUUUAGUGCUGUUAUUUUUGAUCCAACAACAUGACCAGCCUAGCUGAAUGGAAGGCUAUUAAAAUAAUUUCUAUCUAAUAAGAUACUGCCUCAUGUCUGAGAAAUAAGAAUAAGGAGUAAAAAGAAAUGAGUUUGUUUAAGCACCUUAUAUUUAUGAGAAUAAACAGCAAUAUUAAUUAAACAUUAGCUAUAGCUUGAAACCUAACCUAUAGAAAUAAUUUAUCUGUUGCCUCUUAAUUUUUCAAUUCUAUCAUUCAAAGUUUGCUUCCACUGUUCUUCUGAUAUACUCUGUGCCCAUUCUGGAAUUGAUGUUUGUGGUAAAGCAAAAUUAGCCAUCGCCAACAUAACCUGCAAUUUGUGUAAGUAAUUGUUCCAACUUAAUAAUCAAUACUGAAACCAUUAACAUUUUUCAACCUUUAAAUAAAAUAAAUUUAAAGCUCCUAAGCAUGAGGUUGAGAAACUAUAGCUACUAUAGCAGAAAAAAUAUUUAACGUAAAUAUAAUUUAUAUUUAUGUAAAAUAUUGUUUCUGAUAAUUUUAAUGAAAACUUUAAAACAUUAGUAUAAAAUAGAAAAAAUUUUCAGUCAAUUAGACAAACUUAAAGAAGAGAUACCUAGAAGAACUACAUACUUUGUUGCCUUUUCCAUUCAUGAUUGUUAUAUUUUGUUACAAAUAAAUAAUGCUCCUUUUA